This is a messenger RNA of Aspergillus affinis, 987 nucleotides long. RefSeq names its product histidine phosphatase family protein. Gene Ontology annotation, molecular function: phosphatase activity. Lineage: Eukaryota; Fungi; Ascomycota; Eurotiomycetes; Eurotiales; Aspergillaceae. Bases 1 to 987 code for a protein of 328 amino acids. The transcript has 4 exons. Gene Ontology annotation, cellular component: cytoplasm. The record is from RefSeq and is a predicted model, not a curated record.
AUGGAGUCACAGGCUCACAGCAUCCACGAGCCAAACAAGUCCCGGUCCCACCCUGAGAUCUUUCCGUCGAUCGGACAAACACUAAACAGACAGAUUGAAAUGAUCACAACUCGCUUCGUCAAACCCAAUCUCUGGCGAGGAAGCCUCUCACAUCUCAAGCAAGCACGGUACUUAUCAAAGCCACGGUGCCCUCUGCAGGGCAAGCACAAUAUCUCUCUCGAGUACAGCCACAUCCCAGAUCCAACUAUCACUGAGAAAGGCAUCGAACAAUGCCAGGAGCUCCAGAGAGACUUCCCCCGCCACGCGCACAUCGAUCUUGUGGUGUCGUCUCCUUUCCGACGGACUCUCUACACUGCGCUGAAGGGCUUCGAACCUGUGUUUACUGCACACCCGGAUAAAACGAUCCUCUUGCAUCCUGAUCUUCAGGAGGUUUCUGAUUUUCCUUGCGACGUUGGGAGUGAGCGCGGCGCUCUUGAGUCCGAGAUCCGGAACAACAAGGUCCCUGCCGACAUGAGCUUGGUUUCUGACGGUUGGCAACUCAAGCGUGGGAAACAUGCCCCAAACCGCGAAGCCAUCACCCUGCGUGCUCGCGACAUGCGCUGCUGGCUAAGAGAUAGACCCGAAAAAGAGAUAGUGGUCGUCACACAUGGAGGACUUCUUCAUUACAUGACCGAGGACUGGGAAGACAACUGUAGAAACACAGGCACUGGCUGGAUGAACACUGAAUAUAGAACCUACCGAUUUACCGAUGAGGUCUUUGAUGAUCUGGGCGGCAUAGAUCUUCAAGGACGCAAUGCUAAUUUGGUCGAGACGGAAGAGUCUCGCGUUCGUCGUGGAAAGCCUCGAAAUCCUCCCACGCGAGACGAUCAACGGACGCUUUAUAAACUGGGGCUCGAGGGCUGGGCUGCGCAGGGGCUCGUUAUGAAUGUAGCCGAACUGGAGGAGCGGGAAAGGAAUCGCGCGGCUAUAGAUGAAGACAAGAUCUAG